UUUCGUUUUCAUGCAUCAUUAUAAAGGUUUCCUCCCUCGGUGGAAGCCUUCUGAAUGGAUGCGCCACUCGGCUGGGCUGCACUCAUGUCUCCUGCCUACACACACGCACACACGCACACACACACACACACUCACACACACACCGAGCGAACAAACCAACAGCUUACUGACUGACUGAAUAGUGCUGAUUCUUUUUCGUCUCCUUCUCCGUGGGGUUUUUUUUUUGAGUUUUUAUUUUUGGACUUUUUCCCUCAUCUUGUCGGAUACUACUGACUUUACGCAUUGGAUAUGUGCACACAAGAUGAUGACAACCCCUUUCCUGCCCGUAGAAGUAAAAUAAAAUAGGCUUUCGCGCACUCUAGAUUGUACCCUGUCGUUCCAUAUGAAGAAGUCAAAAAUUCGGAUACGCGUCUGUGUCCAUUUACUGCUGCUGAUCACGCUCGGGGUACAUUCAAGUAAAUUUGACGUCAACCCAGUGACAGAUGACGUCUCUAGACUCUCUAUUUUGAAACAUAAUAUUCCUAAAGACUACAAAAUUCCUGUACGUUACGUUCCAAAAGAAGAGGCUAGGAUGUGCUGGGUAAAACUCAAUGUCUUUUACUUGGAAGAGAGUUUGCAAGAUUUAGCACACAAGUUUGGCAACAUUUCAUCCAACAGAAAAGAUAUUAGCAUAUUUAUACAAAUGCUCCAAGAACUACGGCUCAACAUGGGGUCUGUGGAGCCUGUAAUGUACGACUUUGAGUGCCACUACAGGGAAGAGCGGUGGCCCACGGAGCAAUACUUUGAGUAUAUCUCAGACUUCCUUACAAGUGCGCAGCAUCCAGAAAAUUCUGAUGACUGCGAGCCUCCUCCAUGUCCCACGACGCCAUACACGCAAACAGAAGAAUAUUUAAAAGGAUCGCCGCCAUCCAGCAGUGAAAGCUCAGAAUGUGAUUUGUCAAAAGGCUGCGAAACACAUAAACAACCACGGCUUCUUCCUGAGGUGGUGGAGCGAAGUCUUCUCUCGUUACUCUUCAUUCCCUUCCUAGCCCUCAUUUUCCUACUCGUAUGGAAGCAGCUCCGAUCACAACGGAACAAACGGGAUCUUCCACAGAAUCCUGGAGAAGGUGGACUCUUCACAGGAACGGAAGGGACUCCAGCCCCACUAGAUGCUGAAAUAACAGAAAAAAACAAGCUGAAUGUGAUUGAAACAGUGUAAUGAACCCCUCCAUGUUGUUCAGCUGGUGACUCAACUGGAAAUCUUCCGAGGUGAAAGGCCCGCUUUUGACUCCUCUCCAGAUUGAUGGCGGCUCAGCUGUGACUGCCACGAGCGAAAUGUGUCUGGUUAAACCACAGCAUUCUACUGUAUGGAUAAGUUUGCCUUUGCUUUGAGACUGCGUUAACCCUGUGCUUUUAACACAACGACCGAGACGUCCAUUUGAAAGCCCAUGUAUCACUGCCACCCCCCUUUUUGUUGGACUGUAUGCAUCAUCAGAACCUGCUGCUUCAGUAACUUUGUGGAGAUUGACGACUGUCCGCAGAGAAGAGGAUGCUGGAUGAUGAUGCGAUGAAGUGCUACCUCCGCUCAUCCUCAUCUUCACCUCCUUCUCAAUGCGUCUGCUAUGUUCUCGGAUUCCAAAGAGCAUCACAAUCACCUCCACAGAUCAACUCGUCUCACUGAAGCGUGUGUAAGAUCUAUUUAUUUAUUGAUCGUGGCACUGAGCUGCUACACUUCUACACUUUUUGAGGUGGAGCACCUCACAUCGUCCUUCGUCCUACAAACUGAAAAAAGAAAACAUUCCCGAACGAGUGACAUUUCUCGUUUUCCCUUUUGGUCUGGAUGCUUGUCCUCCAGUAGAACCACUGACUCAUGUUGAACAACUUGACUUUGCACCAAUGGUACCAGACAUCUUGUAACAUGCCAAUCAUAUGUGGACACCGCAAAAUAUAACAAUUUCAUAUUCAGUGGAACCUCUAAGAUCAAACACUAAGUAUGUAGGUCAUGGGAAAUAGAAACGUUAUUAAGUGUAAAGUCAAUAUUAUGUCGUAUUUUCACAUUCUUAAAUGUCAUGCCAAUAUAGGAAGUGAAUCAGAAUCAGUAUUUACUACAAAUUUGCUAACAAAUGAGGAGGCAUGUGGUGACGCUGGAGUUUUACUGCUUCGGACAUGAGUCUGCUUACUUCAUCUAACAUCUUGUUACAUAUUUGUAAAAAGCAACAAAAAAAGCCUCACGUGAGGCAGUUUGAACUCCAAAGUUUUUUUUUUUUCCAAAUGUUUUGAUUCAAUUGCAAAUUGUUGGGAUGAUCUGCUUUAGAGGUUCCACUGUGUUUGCUGAAACAUGAGGUCGUGACAUGAUGGGGUAACACUGAGCAGGGUUGGGAUCGUUUCCUCAGUCCACCAGAAAGUCACCUAAGCUACAGCACAUAGAAAGACCACACAAGAAAACCAAAGUCUUUGCAUUGAAAGUUCAGUCAUCCUUCGCUACAUCACGUUUCGAACAUCGUUCGCUCGCAGUUUUCCAAAAAUAAAUUACUAAAUGAUCGUUGUGUAUUGGUUGACAAUAGCCUAUUAUUAAUCAAAACAUAUUGAAAUACAAGUUAUAUGUAGUCGUAUGGACAUGUCUCUUCAACAUUGCAUGGAAGCCGAGAUCAGUACCUUUGGAUUGGCAGAUCGGGGUGGUGGUCCCCCUUUUUUAAGAAGGGUGACCAGAGGGUGAAACCAGAGGGUGAAGCACUGGACCAGCUCUACACCCUCGCAAAGGCUGGAGGGUGGAUGGGAGUUUGCCCAACCGGGCUACAUGUACAUUGUGGACUUGGAAAAGGCAUUCAGGCUAUGGGAGUACGGGAUUGGUGGCGCGCUACUAUGUGCCAUUCAGUCCAACCAGAGCAGGAGCUUGGUUCGCAUCCCCAGCAGUAAAUCGAGCCUGUUUCCGGUAGAUGUUGGCCUCCGCCAAGGUUGCCUUUUAUCACCGAUUCUGUCACAAUUUUCAUGGACAGAAUUUCUAGCCGCAGCCAAGGCAUCAAGGGAGUCCGCUUCAGGGGCCUUAGGAUCUCAACUCUGCUAUUUGUGGACGAUGUGGUCCUGAUGGCAUCUUUGGGCUGUGAUCUUCAGUGUUUACUGGACGGUUUCCAUCCGUCGAUAGGCAAAUCGGAGCAGCAUCUGCAGUAAUGUGGUCACUGUACUCAGAGUAGAGCCACUUCUCCUUCACAUCGAGAGGAGCCAGUUGAGGUGGCUCAGGCAUCUGUAGUCCAGAUGCCUCCCGGACACCUUCAUGGUGAGGUGUUCUGGGCAUGCCCAACCAAGAGAAGGCUCCAGGGCAGACCCAGAACACGCUGGAGGGAUCAUGUCUCCUUAUGUCUAAGUCUUGGUGUCCUCCCAUGGAGCUGUAGGACGUUGGAAGUUUGGGCUUCCUUACUGAGACUGCUGCCCCCUCAAACUGGACCCCGGAUAAGCGUAGGGGAAUGGAAUGGAAUAUAAUUCUAUGUUAGGUCACCAGGCAUCAUCAAUGUUACACCGAUGAGACAUGACAUUAGUUUACAUUACCUUCACACUGCAUGGAGUCAACCAUGGCAUGAUAGAGUAAAAAAAAGUUAUCUUCCCAUUCUGUGUGGAAGUGGAACGUUUCUGGCUUCUUACUUUGUCCUUUCCACUCCGGUUGAAACAUUUUCUAAGUUUAGAACAAAUAAAAUUGGAGGCUAACUUGUUAGCUCGGCAGCUUGCUAUAUUCUAUGUCCCUGCAGUGAUCCUUGUUGCGCAAUGUGGUGUAAACAAAGACUAAUAGGAGUGUAAGGGUUGUUAUUUCAUGUUUACAAGGCUCCAAAUAAAUAAGGAACAACAUUACAUUUACACAUUGUAUAUUCAAUAAAAACACAAAAAUAUAACACCGCCGGCAGCUAGCAUAUGUUAGUGUUGUUUAAAACAAUAGAUUGAACCAAUGAGUUAAACUGCAUGAAAAAUGCGUUUAUAUUGUCUUUCGACCACAAUAAGAUGAUUGUCACUAAAUAGCUAUCAUUAGCUGACAUGUUAAUGUUUUAUGUUGGGCGUAGCUAGGAAGAGGGCCGGAUAUAAUGCUUAAAUGCGAGUGCCGUCUGGGUAGGGUGACCAUAUUUAAAUGAAAAACAAGGACAGUAAGCCCAGCAGUGAUAUACUCAAAUGAUACUCAAAGUUUACCCAAAGAUGCCUUAAAAUGUUCUAUUAUGCUUAAAAUAAUGUUUCCAAUGGUGUGCAAAUAACCUAAAAAUCUCUGGAAUAAACUAAUGAUAGAAGUAAUAAGAGAUCAGCUUGUAAGAAAAUAGUAUUACUUAAUAGUAGUUUCACUGGACAAGUAACUAAAACAUGACAUUUUCAUCACUUUCUAAAAGAAAUAAAACAAAAGCCAGGAUAGGGCAUGUCCUGGGAAAAAAGGACUUUUGGUCACCCUACCUAAUCAAGCACAGCACCUUUAACUUUGCCCAACAAGACCAACAAAGUGUUGACAAAAGUGUGACUAAGCCAUUUUAAUAUGAAAAAUGCACAGGAAAUGCAACUUUCAAAUAAUCAUCCAAAAAGCCACAUGUACGCAAUGAAGUUGCACAACUGAGCAUCUUUUAAGCAUCUGAAGACCAAAAGGGUCUGAUUCACAUCAAAGUCAAUCUCCAGCUCAACAACAAAGCCAGCUAACGUCAGUUAGCAUCUCUUCAGAAGAUGCUAACACAAUAAACGGCCACCCUUGGAGGCACGUCGUCUCUAGGGAACAGCAGUCAUGUCGGCUUUGUUCUGUGCCUGCAAACCACAUUCAUUGGAGGACCUAAUACGCUGCAACACUUAGACGGCUCUAUCCACACUUUAGACUGGUGUCAAAAUCUGACAUUACCAUGUUUAUUAGGUUUGUCAGGUGAAGAUUUCAUUAAUUAUUUUUUUUUACGUUUUUUUAAUGCACAGCUCUUUUUUUAAUUGGCCUGUGGCACAUUCUAAAAAUCUAGUUUUAAACUUAAAAAAAUGCACAGCAAAAUCAGCAGUAAUUUUACAAGAAUAAAGUAAUAACAAAAUAAUAUUUACAAAAAAAAUUUAAUCUAACAAGAAAAAGUUUAUUUGUAAUUUGACAAGAAUAACAUCUGAAUAUUAUGAAGAAAAAUAAUGUUGUUUUUGUAGCAUAAAUUUUAAAUAUUAAAGAAAAAAGGAUGUUAUUAUUUAAACGUCCUAAUGGUAUGAGAAACAAACAAAACCAAAUAAAGUUUUUGGAAAAAUAGGUUGUGGAAAAGUUGUAAGAUUAUGGAAAUAGUCUAAAAUAUAAUAAUAAUAUAAUUAAUUAAGAAUUGUACUAUAGUAGUGACCAAAGUCAUAUUAUUCUGAAAAGAAAAUGUAUGAAGAUUAUUUAAGGCUUGAAUAUUUGGACAAUUUAGACGUACUAUGCAAUACUUUCACAAAGACAGUUCUCCGUUAAUGACAAGCAAACAAGCUGCCGAACUCAUGAAAAAGCAGGUCAAUUUUAGUUUUGUGCCUUGUUGGAUUGGACACAGUGGAACGUUCCAUUCUGAUUCGAAAAUUUCACAUUUGUUUAAGGAACUCAGAAGUUGAAUCACAAAAAUCUGAACUUGGGACUUGGAAUGGGAACCAAAUGGAGUGAAAAUGUAGAACAUUUCAUUUUUUUUAUUUUUCAAUAUCAUGGGACGGUCUCUGAGUGUUCUUAACUCCUGUUUCCAAGCCAGUGACGUAUGAGCAGAAUGAAACAGCCAUAGUGGAUGCUGCUGGGGUUUUUUUUGUAGACCGCAUACUAGUUGAAACCGUAUCAACAGCGCCUCUGCUGAUUUACAGCGAGUAGUGUAAGACACAAAUAAUCAUCAAUCAAGUCGGACACAAUCGAUAAUGAUGUCUAUACCUCAUUCUUUUUGUACAUUUGGAACAUUCAUCAAGCAUCAGCAAGUUGACCUCAUUGGUUCAGCAAAAAGAGUGUGUCACCUGUUCCAUAAUUUCUAUGUCAUUGAUUCCAAAAUGUCCCAAUAUAACAUAUUAGUACUGGCAAAUUCCUCUUCAGCGUUGUCCGGUUUUUCCACAGAAACGCAGGCCUAUCGUACCCCAAAGUUGAUUAUGAUGAGCUGCAAAAGCUGUGAAUGAAUGAAUGAAUGAACACACGGCUGAGUGAGAGAACCACCACCCCGAAAAAUAAUGUUCCUCCUUUGCUGGCAGUUGUCCAGCCACACGACUUUAGGGCAGGGACGAUGCUGCCCGCUUCACUGUGGGACACUCAAAUGGCUCUGGACUGGAAGUAUGUCUGGUGGCCCGAAAGGCAGAUAUUGAUAUUAUUAAUAUUAUUAUGAAUGCCCAGUUGGUACUCUGGGUGAGAACUCUACUGUAUUCUGUAUUUUUGUAUAAAUGUAAACAAACAUACAUACCAUAUGAAUAAAGUACAUUUA
Molecule: messenger RNA, 6371 nt
Organism: Doryrhamphus excisus (bluestripe pipefish)
Lineage: Eukaryota; Metazoa; Chordata; Actinopteri; Syngnathiformes; Syngnathidae
Gene: kitlga
Product: kit ligand a
Biological process (GO): positive regulation of cell population proliferation; cell adhesion
Cellular component (GO): plasma membrane
Molecular function (GO): stem cell factor receptor binding; cytokine activity
Source: RefSeq, a predicted model, not a curated record